CAUCGCUUAUAUCAUGAUCAUAUGCUCGGGAUAUUGAUAUAAAAACUCGGAGCGCAAGCCGCAGAAGUCGAUCUACCUGUUAUCUGUAACAUGUCUUCUGGUAUGAUCAUCCUCUUUGUGGCUGCAGUCACAAUUUACUUCUACUGCCGUCGACGCAGUAGAUUACCACUACCUCCUGGACCACCUUCAAAAUUCUUUACCGGAAAUGCUCAUCAAUUACCAAAGAAAGAGCCUUGGCGGAUGUAUGCCACGUGGGCUGAAAGCUAUGGACCCAUAUUCUCCUUCCGCGUGCCUAACCGGCAGUUCAUAGUGCUCAACUCCCUAAAAUCAGCCACUGAAUUGCUCGACUCGCGCGCCACUACGUAUUCUGAUCGUCCGAAAAUAUGGAUGUUCACAGAACUUGCGAAGCGCAGCCUACCCCCGUUCAACAUAUCUUUCAAUCACCCGUAUUUCAAGAUGUAUCGCACGAUCUUUAAAUCCAGUCUGAGUCCUCGGACGAUACAAAGCUACCAGUCGCUACAAACUGAACAAUCUCGCGUGCUGCUCGAUGAUCUGCACAAAAACCCUGAACAAUUCGCCGAUCACAUCAGAAGGAGCGCAGGGGCCGUUGUGCUUCAUCUCGCAUAUGGCUGGAAGAGCAUCGAGAGUAACGAUUAUUUCCUUGGUGUCUUGCGAGAAUGGGAGGAAAUGAGCAAUAUCCUAUUGCAGCCUGGACGUUGGUUGGUCGAAGUGAUGCCAUCAUUACGUUUCAUACCUUCAUGGUUUCCAGGGGCAGGUUUCAAGCGCGUGGCCUUUGACCUCGGCAAAAAGUUAAGUAGGCUCGACGCAAUACCAAUCAACUGGACCAAACAGCAGAUAAAAAGCGGCAGCUAUAUGCAUUCCUUCGUUUCAGAACAGCUCCUUCCAGAAGAUGGGUCCACGGUCAGUGCUCAACACGAAGAAAUCGUCAAGUGGUGCAGUCAUGGGAUCUAUAGAGGGGGAGUAGAUACCCAGACAGCAUUUUCCAUCACGUCUUUCAUUCUGGCGAUGAUGCUCUAUCCAGAAGUGCAGAAGCAUGCGCAGGCAGAGAUCGAUGCCGUCGUGGGCCAGGAUCAAUUUCCCACUUUCAAGGACAGAGGCAAGCUCCCGUAUAUCGGAGCACUCAUCCUCGAGCUUCUCCGAUGGGCACCUGUGGCUCCGCAAGGGCUCUCUCACCACGCAAUGAAAGAAGAUGUCUACGAAGGGUACCACAUACCCAAGGGUGCGACCGUCAUCCCAAAUAUUUAUUCCAUGUCCCGGGAUAAAGAAAUGUACCCCGACCCAUUGGAGUUCAGACCUGAGCGUUUCUUGGGUCCCUCGCCCCAAUUGGACCCACACAAGUUCGUCUUUGGGUUCGGGCGCCGCUCAUGCCCUGGGUUGCAUUUUGCCGAAGCCUCGUUAGGAGAAGAGAUCACGCUUCCUGCAGAGUUUGAGGGUGUUGGUCUACUCUGGCGCCCCAAACCAUUCAAGUGCAGAUUCAUCCCAAGGAACAAGGAUUUACUGGCAACUCUCUCGCAAUAACCAGCGCAUCACUUGCACCUCACGGAUUAGUGAUUUCUACUGCGUCACUACGGUCACGCAGCCAUACAUACUUGACUAGGUGGUUUUCUUUUUAGCAGCCCCUAGAUCACAUUUAAUACAGUAUUGUCAAUGUAACCUACUGACUCGGUGGGCCGGAUGAACAACAUCGAGCUUGCAAUGAUGACCCACCAUA
This is a messenger RNA of Suillus clintonianus, 1732 nucleotides long. RefSeq names its product cytochrome P450. The record is from RefSeq and is a predicted model, not a curated record. The transcript has 10 exons. Lineage: Eukaryota; Fungi; Basidiomycota; Agaricomycetes; Boletales; Suillaceae. The coding region runs from base 91 to 1539 and encodes 482 amino acids. Gene Ontology annotation, molecular function: iron ion binding; monooxygenase activity; heme binding.